Kalmanozyma brasiliensis GHG001 is the source of this 978-nucleotide messenger RNA. RefSeq lists its product as uncharacterized. The transcript has a single exon. The record is from RefSeq and is a predicted model, not a curated record. Bases 1 to 978 code for a protein of 325 amino acids. Lineage: Eukaryota; Fungi; Basidiomycota; Ustilaginomycetes; Ustilaginales.
AUGCCGCACAAGAGAGCGAAGCACUCGGAUCGCGUGGCCAAGCGUUUCUCGCUCGGCCAGGAUCUCGCUCCUGGCGCAAAUGACGGCUUCUUUUCCGAGAUGCCCAAGGGAGCCAUGCGCAUCUUGCAAGGUGCCAAGGUGCAAGAGGCGCACCGUGCCAAGCUCGAGGCUAGAAAGAAAGCCGAGCAGGAUGCUCUGACAAGAGCAAAGGGCAAGGCAAAGGCGUCCGAAGCGUCCACGAGCGAGUCGAACGACAAGGCUGGCUCCGAGCUCACCAUUCGACCGGGAGAAAAGCUGCGCGACUUUAACGCUCGAGUCGAGCAGGCCAUGGCUGGCGAUGUUCGCGCCUCUUUCCGCUCGGCAACACGGUCCCAGAUCAACGCUCGCAAGCGUGAGCGCAGGAAGCUUCGAGCGGCCGGUAUCGACCCAGAUGCCGAUCCUGAGGACCUCGAACAACAAGAAACGACUCGCAAAGCCAAAGCAGACAAGGCGGCCGCACUGCAGGCGAGCGAGCCCUCGAAGAACGAUCUCAAGCGUCAACGUCAGACCAUCCAGCAGACGGGCGAGAUCAAGGACUUUGCCAAGGCGAGCCAAGUCAAGAAGAUCAACGACGUGGCACAGGCUCCUCCCACCCUCACUCGGGCUCCUCGCGGCGAAUCGGUGCAGGCCAAGACGAGAAAGGCUCGUCUCAUGGCCAAGAUCACAGGCAACGACGAAGAGGAGGCCGAACGCAAAGUCAAGCAGGCAGAGAAGGCUCGACAGAAGGGGCGCGUGCCCGAGAAGCUUGCCGCCGCAAAUGCUUCGGCAACAAACAGCAAGAAGCGCAAGGCUGCCUCCGGUAACGAGGCACCGGCAGAGCCUAGCAUGGCAAGACAGCGCGUGCUUGACGAAGAGCGUCAGAAGGCCAUCAAAGCAUAUCGCCAGAUCAAGGAAAAGAAGAUCCAGGAAAGCGAAGUGAAACGUGCCAAGAGGGCAUGA